Molecule: messenger RNA, 2582 nt
Organism: Ruditapes philippinarum (Manila clam)
Lineage: Eukaryota; Metazoa; Mollusca; Bivalvia; Venerida; Veneridae
Product: cadherin EGF LAG seven-pass G-type receptor 3-like
Exons: 11
Coding region: 683-2569 (628 amino acids)
Biological process (GO): homophilic cell-cell adhesion
Cellular component (GO): plasma membrane
Molecular function (GO): calcium ion binding
Source: RefSeq, a predicted model, not a curated record
AUGAAUACAGAUACAUUGUAGUUUUAUUAGUAUGGUAUCCCAUAUCCGCCGAAAUGUUCAGAUAUGGAGUAAUUGGGCAUGAAUAAACAAGGUUAGCAACAAUGAGAUAAGACUUUAUCUUACUAUAAAAUAUAUUAAUGCAGCACGCCUCUAAAUUGAUGCUUACUUUCAUAAAAAAUAAUCAAAAUGUAAUAAGAAGAAAAGUAUUGUGAAGUGAACAGAAAAAGAAGUUAACACAUUGCAAGCGGCACUUAAAAUCCACCUAAGAAUACCGAAAGGAGGUCAAAAUGUGCAAAGGUAGCCCUUUCUGUCAUGGAGUAGAAAAAUAGCAGUGACUACUGAAAAAUCAGUCAUUACUCGCACAAAACGUAUUAAUUAUUACUUCAAUCUUGAAUCGUUAAUUUUCUUAAAUCUCGGUACUUUUUCUAAAGUUUGAUUUUCUUAAAGUAUUUGUGUUUUUUACUAUAUCGUUUUACACUUAAAUUUUAAUUGAAACGAAUGACAGCACAAUUUCCAGCUUAAUAGUAUCGCUGUAUAGAAGAUGUCUAGGAAAACACAUCUUUAUAUCAUUGAGGAGAGAUCUUUUUCCACUUUUUUUCUUUUCUGUAAGGUAUCGUCUAUCAUAAACAUUUAGUUACUAUAAGAUAUACUUUUGAAAACAUGCUUAAUUAGUUUCAGGAAAAUGAAUAUUUGUAUAGAUGGAGAGUCUGGUAUUAUAUCUACAACAGGAAUUGAUCGGGAACAGAUUCCUGAUACAGGAUAUAUUUCAUUCUUUGUUAUUGCAAAAGACAAAGGAACACCUGCUUUAAUGAACCAAACAUUCGUGAAAAUUAACGUUGAAGAUAUAAAUGAUAAUCGUCCAAUAUUACUAGAAACAGAAUUCAAAUUUACAGUCCUUGAAGACACACCAUUAGAAUAUCUCACACAUAUCUACAAAGUGCAGGCGACAGACUUAGACAAGAGCAACCAGAAUAAAAAUGUACAUUAUCGACUACAAGAUGAUGCAAAUGAGGUUGUUGGCUUAGACAACACAACUGGUGUUCUGAGCAUGCUAAAGCUGCCUCAUAUCGACCAACAAUGUACAAAUCAGACUUUCAGUUUUAAUGUUAUAGCUGAAAAUGUCGUGCCGUACAUUCCAAAUGCCAGGCAUCCAUAUAUGACGAUAACAAUACAUAUAGAGGACAUCAACAAUCAAAGACCCAUAUUUGAGUUAUACAAUAAAAGGCACAUUAUAUUCAAUUCAAAUAGAUGGAUUCCAGUUAUUAAACGGCACUCUUUGCACGAUUAUGACUGCAACCGUAAAUACAACAGCAUCACGUUUCAUUUAACAGACGGCAGCGACCGUCGGCUUCAAAUCAACCCGUCGAAUGGGGACGUGAAAUAUAAGGAAAACUCAACUGACCCUUAUCGUUACCCAGAAUGUUCCAGAUCUAUCAGUGUUGAGAUGUAUGCUACAGACGGGUGGUUCCAAACAGUUCAAAACACAACUCUAUUGCCAGCUGAGACCUUUUAUGACCCAAUUCCAGUCAAAAAUUAUUAUACAAUCAUGGUAAAAGAAAAUUCUACCUAUAACACAAGUUAUGUGAUUGGCUUCUUAGACUGUUCAGACAUUUCCUUAAAAAUCUCUGUAAAUGAUUCACGUUUCAAUAUAGAUCAGACCGGUAAAAAUGGAACAAUAGGUGUUACAAAAGCUUUGGAUUACGAGACGGAACAAGAGAUUUUGGUAAUAGUGUCGGCAUAUAAUAUAGAGAAGCCUUCUGCAAGUUCCAGUUCUUUAGUAAGGGUUAUUAUUGAAGACCAGAAUGAUGUAAGCCCAGUUUUUACAAACAAAACAUAUACAUAUAGUUUACGGGAAAAUGAAUUGCCUGGUAGCCGUUUUGGUUAUGUAUCGGCAUUUGAUAAAGACACAAACAGUAUACUUACUUUCGGUUGUACGAAUGACGCACAAGAUUACUUUAAAAUAAACAAUGAGGGUGUUCUUACACUUGCAAAGUCACUUGAUCUGGACGGAAACAAUUUGACUAAUCCAAUUAGUGCUACAAUAUUUGUAAACGACACCAUACAUGUUUCAUACGCAGACGUUAUCAUCAAAAUUGAAAAAGUCAAUGAGUUCUCACCUCAAUUUGAACACGUGAAUUAUAACUUCAGUGUUCUCGAGAAUAAAAAUGCAGUAUGGAACAUAACGGCACAUGACCAAGACGUUGGUGAAGACGGACAUAUUGCAAAGUAUUCCUUGCUUGUACCAGAUAAUUGGAUUUGGACCAAGAAUGUGUCUGUAACAAAUGAAGGAAAGGUUCACGUUGGAGGAAUAGACAGAGAUAUUAUGGGUAAAAACAAUAAGUUAAUGUUUGCUAUUGAGGCUACUGACAAUGGACACCCAAGUCGGUCGGGAAUUGCAUACAUUACACUUAUUGUUAAUGGUACAAACGACAAUAAACCGGAAUUUCCUGACAAUGAAAAGAAUGUAUCUGUCAUCUUGAAAGAAAAUCUACAAUUAUACCCGUCAAUCUAUCAGUCGAAGGUAAGGAAUGAAUGUAAUAUUAUUUAUAAAUAUAUAACUCGUGUUUAGUUGUUUACCUUUG